AUGUCUGCCACAGAAGAGGUCGUCAAGCGCGAAACCGACGCGGUUUCAUCACCGCCUCGCAACGACGCCUUGACCCUCGAACCAGAGCAAAUUUCCCGUCCGUCCUCAGCACCUAUCAAGGCGGACGACCACGAUCGACCUAAGCUCGGCAGGCCAAGACGCGACUCGUCUCCUCUCUCCGAUGUUCCUCCAAAGGCCGAAGGGCGCUCCUUCAAGAGGGAAUCAGCCGACCAUGAUGAGGAUGACGACAACGACGAUCACGAUGACGGCGAAAAGGACGUCAAACCCACCCAUCAGCAGCUGGAUCGUGUAAGAGCCGCUUCCCCAGCUUCCUCCAGAAACAGCACGCCCUCCCGCUCCUCAGCCAAGCCCGACCGCAAGCAUUUGCUCGAGGCCGAAAACGACCCGGACCUCUACGGACUUCGACGAUCCGGUCGCGCCAGCAGAAAGUCGUACAACGACCAAGACGGCGAGUCGGAUGACCCAGACGCCUCCGUCUCGUCUCGACGUCGUCAUCUCGUCAAAGGCGGUCGUGGUUCCGUUCGCAGCUCCGUCCAGGCCAGCGAUGACGAUGACGGCGAGGGUGACGCUGACGACGAUGAUGACCAGGACGACAGCGACGAUCCCGAGGAUGAUGAGUUUGGUCCAGCCAAAUCGAAGAAGAAGCGCAAGCAAAAACGCACGGCAACUACACGACUCUCUUCCGCCGAUCUCGAGGCUUCUCGUAUCUCGAGCAGGAACGGCCGCCGCAUCCCCAACUACACCGACGACUACGCUGACCUCGGCGACGAUGAUCCCUUCGAGGAUGAAGCCGAUAUUCAAGCACAAAGGCGUGCCCAAGAAGCUGGCGACGUCGAAGAAGAAGAUGUCAUCGAGAGCAUCGUCGGUCACGAACGACACGAGGAUCGUCUUGACGACAAGGAGGACAUCCCCACCCAAAACCUCCGCUUCAUCGUCAAGUGGAAAGGCUACUCCCACCUCCACGACACCCACGAAACGUACGAUUUCCUCAAGCGCUACCGUGGCUUCAAGCGCGUCGACAACUACAUCAAGUCGGUCUUCCAGCGCGAAAAGCUGCUCCUCUCCGAUCCGCACGCCUCACGCGAAGACAUCGAGGCGCUCCAGAUCGAAAAGGAGCGGCAGGCCGAGCUUAUUCAGAGCUUUAAGACCGUCGAGCGCAUCAUUGCAGAGCGCAACAACGACGCCAACAAGGAUAUUCCCUAUCCGCAUCUUGCCUACCUCGUCAAGUGGAAGGGUCUUCCUUACGGCGAUUGCACCUGGGAAGCAGAGGAAGAGAUCAACGAGAUCGCACAGGACGCCAUCUCGGCCUACGUCGAGCGCUCCGCCUCAUCCACCGUUCCCUGGCGUUCGCAAAACUUUUCUCAGGGCCGUCCCAAGUACACUCGUAUGACCGAACAGCCGGCCUACAUCAGCGCAGGUACACUCAAAGACUUCCAGAUGACUGGUCUCAACUGGCUCGCCUACCUCUGGAGCAAAAACGAGAACGGCAUCCUCGCCGACGAGAUGGGUCUUGGAAAGACGGUCCAGACCGUUUCGUUCCUCUCGUACCUCUUCCACUCGUGCUACCAGUACGGUCCGUUCCUCGUCGUCGUGCCCCUCUCGACGCUCCCCGCCUGGAUGAACCAGUUCGAGCACUGGGCUCCCGACCUCAACGUCAUAGCCUACAUGGGCAACAGCGCCAGUCGAGACAUGAUCCGCGAGUACGAGUUUGGCCCGCCCAAGAAGAUGAAAUUCAAUGUGCUCGUCACCACCUACGAGUUCAUCCUCAAAGACCGUGCCGAGCUCGGCCAGAUCAAGUGGCAGUACCUCGCCGUCGACGAAGCGCACCGACUCAAGAACUCGGAAGCACAGCUGUACGAGGCGCUCAACAGCUUCCACGCCGCGGGCAAGCUGCUCAUCACGGGCACUCCGCUCCAGAACAACGUCAAGGAGCUCAUCGCCUUGCUGCACUUUCUCCGCCCCGAUCAGUUCGACCUCGACGUCGAUUUCGAUAUCAACGACGUCGAUCAGACUGUCAUCAAGGAGCUGCACGAGAAGCUCGACAACGUCAUGCUUCGGCGUCUCAAGAAGGAUGUCGUCAAGGAGCUCCCCACCAAGUCUGAGAAGAUCCUUCGUGUCGAAAUGUCGGCCAUGCAGCAGCGCAUGUACAAGGCCAUCCUUACGCGCAACUACUCGCUUCUCAGUGGGGCCACUACGGCGCAGUUCUCGCUUCUCAACGUCGCCAUCGAACUCAAGAAGGCGUCCAACCAUCCGUACCUCUUUGACGGCACCGAAAUCAUCUCGGACAAGCGCGAAGAGACGCUCAAGGGACUCGUGAUGCACAGUGGCAAGAUGGUGCUGCUUGACAAGCUCUUGGCACGUCUCAAAGCCGACGGACACCGCGUGCUCAUCUUCAGCCAGAUGGUCCGCAUGCUCGACAUCCUCUCGGACUACAUGUCGCUGCGCGGCUACAUCCACCAGAGGCUUGAUGGCACUGUCUCGUCCGAGGUGAGGAAGAAGGCCAUCGAGCAUUUUAACGCAGAGGGCUCACCCGACUUUGCCUUCUUACUCUCGACGCGCGCUGGUGGUCUGGGGAUCAACCUCGAGACAGCCGAUACAGUCAUCAUCUUUGACAGCGACUGGAACCCGCAAAAUGAUUUGCAAGCUAUGGCUCGCGCACAUCGACUCAACUCCAAGUUCCACGUCAGCGUGUUCCGCUUGCUCACCAAGGACACGGUGGAAGAAGACGUGCUGGAGCGGGCCAAGCGCAAGAUGGUGCUCGAGUACGCCAUCAUCCACCAGAUGGACACCUCCGGGACAAAUUUUGCUCCGAAAGCAUCCGCCAAGAACCAGCAGCAAUUCAGCAAGGAGGAGCUCGGCGCCAUUCUCAAGUUUGGCGCGCAGAACAUGUUCAAGAGCGACAACGAGGAUGGUCAGCAGAAAAAGCUCGACGAGAUGGAUCUGGACGACAUCCUGUCGCACGCCGAGGCGCACGAGACCGAGGUGGAUCCCACGGGCAGUUCGGCCGGUGGCCAAGAGUUCCUCAAGUCGUUUGCCCAAGUGCAGGACUUCAAGGCCGAUUUGAGCUGGGACGACAUCAUCCCCCUCGAGGAGCGUCAAAAGGCCGAGGAGGAAGAACGCAAAAAAGCGGUCGAGGAAGCCGCUGCUGCUGCCAGCUCUUCGCGCCGCCGUGCUGCAGCUCAGGUGGCUCCGGGCGCCUACGACAAUGGGGAGGGCGACGAUCGAGCCACCUCGCCCGGUGCGUCGAAGGAUGCGGCCAAGCGAUCGCGCAAGACGGCGGCGCAGCGUUCCGUCGAGUUGAAGGAGCGCGAUCUGCGUGUGCUCAUCCGCGGCAUCCAGCGUUGGGGUGAUAUUCGCUACAAAGCGGAUCCGAUCAUCAAAGAGGGCAAGCUGCAGGACAAGAAUCGACAGGUGCUCUACCAGAUUUCGGACGAGCUGGUCAAGACGUGCGAGGAUGCCGUGGCGGAACACCAAGCGUUCAUGAAGGGCAAGCAGGAGCGUGGCGAAGAGAUUUCGUCAGCGCUGCGUCAGAAGGCGGUGCUGGUGGCGUGCCGUGGCAUCACCGGUAUUAAUGCUGAGACGGUGCUGAUUCGCCACUACGACCUGCGCCUGCUCGCCGAGACGCUUGACAAUGUCGAGGAGCCGCUCGAGUGGCGUGUGCCUUCGGAGCAUCUCAAAGCUACGCUUAAUUGGGCAGGUGGUUGGGAUGCCAAGGACGAUGCCAUGCUGCUGGUCGGUAUCUGGAAGUACGGCUUCGGUGCGUGGGAACAGAUCGAAGCCGAUCCGGAUCUGAACAUGGCGGGCAAGUUCUUUUUAGAAGAGGGCAAGAAGGCCAACCAAGAGCCUUCUGCAGCUGAAAAGGAGGCCCCUCGAAGCGCAAGUGGAAGCGGCACUUCGGGCCCUCCUCAGAGCAAGCCUCGUCCGAUUCCCAACGCCAUUCACCUGGUUCGUCGCGGUGACUAUCUGCUCAAGGUGUUGCGCGAGUACGAUGACAAUGCCAAGGCAUACCAGAAGAGUCUCACGGAAGGUGGAGCCCCUAAGAGCAUCAAGAAGGCGCGAAAGAGCCCCUCGCCGACCAACUCGCCUGCUCCUGGUGGCAAAUCAGGACGAGGCGGCAGUGGCAACGGCGGUGGCGCUGGAGCAGCAGCAGCAUCGGACAAGCGUCGAACUGCGCCGGUCUACUCUUCGGACUCUUCGGACGAGAGCGAAUAUUCCAGCAUGGACGAAGCCGAGUGCAAGGAGCUGAUGCGACCGUGCAAGAAGCAGCUCAAGCGGUUGAGGGAUGGUACGGAUCACUUGGAGCGCGAUCAGAAGGUGUCGGUACUGAAGGAGUGUCUCUCGGCGAUUGGUGGACACAUUGACCAUCUGCUCGAGACCAAAUUCGCGAGCUUGUCGGCCAAGGAAAAAGACCGAUGGUUCCACCACCUCUGGGCGUUCAGUGCAUUCUUCUGGCCGAAGAAGGUCAAGCCAUCCAAGCUGCGUGCCAUCUUCAACAAGCUGGUCAUGAAUGGACCCGCAACAACUCCGACACCAGCAGCGGCGACAGCGGCGAGCGCGAUCCCGGCAACGGCAGCAGCAGGCAAUAAUGGCGGGGCAGGUUCACCAGCCGCCGUGGGCGGACGCAUCAAGUCGGAGUCGGCGGCGGCAGAAGGAGGAGCGGGCGAGAACGGAAGUACCAACCACACGCCAAGUGCUCCGAGUGAAGUGAAGCGCAAGGCGAAUCCGCUACAGGAUGCGCCGAUCCCCAAGAAGCCACGCACAUCGAUGGAGCCUUCUUUGAGCGGUGGCGGCGGACGAAACAGCUACGGCAACGGCUACGGAGGAUCGCCGAGUGGAGCCAACCUGCCCCAUCCGCCUACAUACUAUUCGCCGCAAUCGGGCGGAUAUGGCCAAGGACACGGACACCACGCUGGACUUCCUCCUCCGCCGCCCUCUGGACCCCAUUAUGGUUCAGGUGGUCGCGACCCGUACCCGCCAGCAUAUCCGGAUCGACGUGACUCGCCGUACCGAGAGGGUCGAGACCGAGAGUACCGCGAUGGAAGGUAUGGCUAUGCUCCACCGCAGCCGCCGUCGGGUGGAGCCGGUGGCUAUGGAGGGUAUCAGUCGUCGUAUCCGCCACCUCCUCCGCCUCCGCAUGGCUACGACUACCGCCGUUGA
Molecule: messenger RNA, 5178 nt
Organism: Sporisorium graminicola
Lineage: Eukaryota; Fungi; Basidiomycota; Ustilaginomycetes; Ustilaginales; Ustilaginaceae
Exons: 2
Coding region: 1-5178 (1725 amino acids)
Biological process (GO): nucleosome organization; regulation of transcription by RNA polymerase II
Cellular component (GO): chromatin; nucleus
Molecular function (GO): chromatin binding; ATP hydrolysis activity; DNA binding
Source: RefSeq, a predicted model, not a curated record